AUGGCAUCGACUGAAACGCCGUCUAUGUUAAGCGUUGGAUUAAUUGAAAAAGAUGUGAACGGGGACACUCUAUGGGUUUGGUGCUAUCCUGCAGUGAGCUCAGAACUUAGACAAGUCCUGCUCACCAAAUGCUGUUUGACACAGAGCAACGAAGAGUUUCACACAUUUGUGUUUGGCCAGUUCUGUCGUACAUGGUAUUACAUCAGCGCACUGGAGGUACAAGAGCCUACAGCUCUAACCAAGGUCACUCAUUUGUCAGUAGUGGUUACAGCAAAAGACUUCAACCCUGAGAAAUAUGCUGCACUCAAUCGAAUACUGUGCAGGAUGUACAUAAAACAUGGCAGUCCUGUGAAAAUGAUGGAGGUUUACAUUGCUGUCCUGACCAAAGGUAUUUGUCAGAGUGAAGAGAAUGGCUCAUUUUUAAUCAAGGACUACGAUGUUCGGAAGGCGUUUCUGGCAGGAUCCAUUAAAGACGUGGUAUCGCAGUUUGGCAUGGAAACGAUUAUCCUGUACACUGCUGUUAUGCUGAAAAAGCGGAUUGCUGUCUACCACCCUCGAAUUGAAGCCUUGUUGGAAUUCACAAGAGCACUUCCUACUCUAGCGUGGCACAGGAAAGACUGGUCUAUCCUGCAUCCAUACGUGCACCUCAAUGAACGUGAACUAGAGCAUCUCAGUAAAUGCCCAGGGUAUAUAGCAGGAUUUGUUGAUCCAGAGGUGAACAACAGAACGGACCUUUUUGAUGUGAAUGUGAACCUUCCAGAAAGUGCCAUCACUGUGUCACAGAGUGCUAAAGAGAGUAUGAUGAUGGGGAAGUUACACAAGGAAGUCGGCCAUUUAAUUGUCCAGUCUGCAGAAGAUACAGAGCGGUCAGAUGGUCAAGUCAUUAAGGACAUUUCUUUGAAGACCAAACAGAUUCUUACUCAUUUGGGGUCAUUGGCCGAUCAGUGCGAAGGCUCUAAAAUUACUCUGGAACAUUUAAGGCAGCAACAUUUCCCUUCAGCAACGGAAAACUUCCUGUUUCAUCUAGCAGCUGCAGAGCAGAUUUUACGAAUAUAA
Messenger RNA from Nerophis lumbriciformis (worm pipefish), 1056 nucleotides. Lineage: Eukaryota; Metazoa; Chordata; Actinopteri; Syngnathiformes; Syngnathidae. The record is from RefSeq and is a predicted model, not a curated record.